Molecule: messenger RNA, 665 nt
Organism: Odobenus rosmarus divergens (Pacific walrus)
Lineage: Eukaryota; Metazoa; Chordata; Mammalia; Carnivora; Odobenidae
Exons: 3
Coding region: 48-665 (205 amino acids)
Source: RefSeq, a predicted model, not a curated record
GUGGUUUAAUCGGGGCUCAAAGCAGGAGACGGGACAGGAAUGAGAGGAUGGAUGCUGGCAAGAGCUUGGAAAUCUGCUUUCAAAUCUGGACUCGUCCCAGCAGGGGGAAAAGGCGAGAGCUCCGGGACAGGGUGGAGACGGCCGAUGGGGAACCUUCCGCGGCCCUGGAGAGAGUCGGCAGCGCGCGGAGGCAGGCAGGAGUUGGGGAGCGGGAACUAACUUGGCGUGGAGGGAGGCGCCGCACGCCGCAGCCGUUCAGGUUUCGCGUCUUUCCAGCGCCCACAUGGGCCGCGGGCUUGGGGAAGGGGGCGGGGGAGAGGGAGGGCAGUCUGCAGGGCUCGGUGCGACCGCCCGUGAGCGCCGAGGCCAGGACCCCGCGCCCCGCGCCGUCCCCGGCGGCUCCUCCACGGGGAUUUCUCUCCAAGGCGUCAGCGCCCGCCCAAGUCCCGGGCGCCGCUUUGCCGCUUCCUCCCCGCGGCGAUCGGCUUCGGGUCCCCCGGCUCGGCCCGGCGCGCCCCGAGCGCAGCCCCCGGAAGUGCGCGCCGGCGGCCCCGGCGAAGCCUGGUUUCGGAGAGCGGGUUCUGCCCAAAUCUCGGCGCCUCGCUCCUCCUCCGCCUCGGGAGCGUGGGCUGAGCGGGCCGGCCCGCGGCAGUGACUGCCUUUGA